Acaulospora colombiana is the source of this 2380-nucleotide messenger RNA. Lineage: Eukaryota; Fungi; Glomeromycota; Glomeromycetes; Diversisporales; Acaulosporaceae. The record is from the annotation of a GenBank genome assembly.
CUGGCUAUACGUUCCCACGAAACUCGGAGUGGGACGGAUGCUAAAAUACCUGAAUGAGGUGGGACUUACUGCCAUGAUACAUUGUCUUUCGGAACCGUUUUUGCCCCUCUUUGAGCAUUUCGGGGUUGAUAUCGACCAGGUCUACCGUCAAAUCGCGAUCAGCCUUCUUUUCCCGAGCAUAGUCGAGAAUCCUCAAUGCAAUAUCUCCAGUUCCUCCAGCUACGUCGAUACACUUGCAUCAUUCAUAACAUCAUAUUUCGACGCCACAGACGAAAAGACUUCCUUGACUGUCAAAGAUGGUCAGAAAACACUUGAACAGAAUAUUCCCAGCGUAAAAACGAACCUAGAGUCUCUUUCUCCGCUUUGGAGGCAUGGAACUGUUCGUCUCGACAUUCCAACGGUACAACGUUCUAUUAAACGAUUUAGUAGCAAGGUCCGAAAAGAUUCCUUGGAGCUUACGAAUUGGUUUAGAAAGCGCCUGUCGUGGUCGGCAAAUGCUCGAAAAGAGCGUCGGGCAAAGAGUAGGAGCGAAUGGAAGCACAGCACUGACGUCCUAGAGUCGCGCCUCAACUUGAACCUCAACACCCUCCCGCCUUCCAGCAUCAUGAGCGGUCCUGGACGUCGAGUACCUCCAAACUAUCCUCAGACUCCCAACGCGGCUUAUCAGGGCUACCCAAGCACUCAGCCGCUGAUCAACAAUGACUAUUAUCACCGCCAUGCGCGCACCAUCUCGGUUGACUCCAGCUACGAAGACCCUGCAUCUCCACCCCACACUGAGAGUGUAACACAUCACGGUGUCCAAACUGGAGAGAUAGGGGGUGGCUACGGCCCCUACACCGGGGCGACGCGUGAAACAGGCGGCAAUGGUCGGUUCAGCUCAGGCGCGUCUGAUGCGUCCCAUGCCGAGAAGCCCCUUCCUAUAGGACAUCCUGGUAAAACAACAACAAUAGGAGCACCAGCUUAUCUGUGGGAUAGUCGAGAUCCUGAUUUGGAUGAUGCUCUGCACAAUCCUGAUCCAAAACAAAACCGGAUACAAGAUGAGUCAUGGACUUUAUGGAGUGGACGUGGUUGGGCGAAUUAUAUCACAUUAUUCAUCCUUCUCGUUGGCCUCAUUACACUCUUCUGUGGCUAUCCUAUUAUCUCCUACUACACGCGGAAAGCUUGGGAGCGCAACGGGUUCAAUCUGGGUGGAAUAAACUAUACUGGACAAGUCCCAGAUCUUCCUAACGUACCCUCGAGGAUCGACAAAGAGACGCCGCAAGAUGCCUAUACACGGACAGGCUUCGAUGGCCAUAAAUACAACCUCGUUUUUUCUGACGAAUUUAAUACCGAUGACGAUCCGUUCUGGGAGGCCAUGGACUUCCAUUACUGGCCGACCGAAGAUAUCGAAUGGUAUGAUCCCGGCCAAGUCACUACUGAGAAUGGACAUUUGGUUUUCCACAUGGUGCAGCUGUCAUUUGUUCACAAAGUACUAGGAAUGAUUCAAACGUGGAACAAGUUCUGCUUUACUGGAGGAUACAUUGAAGUUUCCAUCUCUUUACCAGGAUCGCCGGACGCACCAGGAUUCUGGCCAGCCGGUUAUGGUGCCACCACCGAGGGAAUGUGGCCAUAUUCGUAUGACACUUGCGACUUGGGCACCUUCCCCAACCAAACCGACCACAAUGGAAAUCCUGAAACCGCAGCUACAGGCAACUACUUCCAUGACGGUCCAAUUUCUUUCUUGCCCGGACAACGACUUUCCGCCUGUACUUGUCAGGGCUCGGACCAUCCUGGACCAAAACAUAACGUUGGCCGCUCUGCUCCUGAAAUCGAUAUCCUGGAGGCACAGAUCGAGAUCUUGACUGAACAAGGACAAGGUUCACAGUCUCUUCAGAUUGCACCGUUCGAUUAUGGGUACGACUUUCCAACUACAGAGCCUGCUACCACGGUCUAUGACGGCACCAGAACUGUGUGGAACACCUACAAAGGAGGCGUGUUCCAGCAGGCAUUAUCAGCUCUCACCUACAUAGAUUCUCAGGCCUAUGUUGGUACUGGCCAAAAAUUCGACACCUACGGGUUUGAGUAUUGGCCGAGCAGAGGUGACGAUGGAUAUGUGACCUGGCAGUCUGGUGGAGUCAAGAGUUGGACAGCGACAACGGCUUCAUUGGCACCAAAUGACCAAGUCAAAAUUGGUCAACGUUUGAUACCCGAAGAGCCCAUGUAUCUCGUUCUCAACUUUGGAAUGUCGCCUGGUUUCCAAGGGCAAGACUUUUCAAAGCUAAAAUUCCCUGCAGAGAUGUGGGUGGACUAUGUCCGAGUGUACCAACGAGAAGGCAAUGAGGACUACAGUUGCAGUCCAGAUCAUCACCCAACCGAAGACUAUAUCAACGCGUACGUCUAG